GCUGAGUGUGGAAACAGCACUGGAGCUGAAGCUUUUCACAGAGGGUACACAGAACUGGUGGCAGGUGGCAGAGGUCAUGAUGGACUCUGUUGCACAUUCCUGUAAAGACUCCACCUCCUGGCAGGGGCUUCUGUUCACAGUCUCCCUUUUAACAUGCUGGCUGCAUCCCACUACUUCUCAGCUCACCAUUAAAUCAGUGCCUCCCAUUGCUGUUGAAGGGGAAAAUGUUCUUCUGUUUGUGCAUAACCUGCCAAAGAAUGUUAAAGCCUUUUCCUGGUACUCAGGAGUUGCACCAUUCAAGUGUUGUGAAAUUGCAAGUCAUAUGAUAGCUACCAAUUUUACUGUAAUGGGACUUGCACACAGUGGUAGAGAGACAGUACUCAACAAUGGAUCUCUGUUAAUCAAGAGUGUUACCAGAAAAGACUCAGGAUACUACACUCUUCGAACACUUGAUUCAACAUCAAGACCUGAAAUAAUACGUGCAGAAUUCUUUGUACACCGCCCACUAUUAGGCUACAAGAAGCAUCGUACCCCUUCUCAACUCACAAUUCGUUUGGUGCCACUUAGGGUUGAAGAAAACAUCAAUAUUUUUCUGUGGGUUUUUAAUCUGUCAGAGAAGCUUCAAGCCUUUGCCUGGCACAAAGGUGUACUUCCACUUGAACAUUUGAAGAUAGCAAGCCAUUCAUUCCUCACCAAUUCAACCACUCUGGGGUAUGCAUAUUCUGACAGAGUGAAAGUACGCAAUGAUGGGUCCCUGCUUCUCUUCAAUGUCAAGAAGAAAGACACAGGACUUUAUACCCUACGAACAAUAUCUGUUGAUUUGAUAUCAGAAUGGGCCAUUAUUGACCUCCAAGUGAACACACCUUGAAGCCAGGCUUCAGAUAAUCAAAGAAGAAGAUGUAAACUAUGGCCAUCAAAGAAUUGAAGAAGAAAGGCAAAUACGUGCAUUACUUCUACUCUUACUCUCUACUCUGAAUAGCUUUCUGCUUACCUGCA
Messenger RNA from Mus pahari (shrew mouse), 996 nucleotides. Its product is annotated as carcinoembryonic antigen-related cell adhesion molecule 3-like. The transcript has 4 exons. Gene Ontology annotation, biological process: T cell activation. Gene Ontology annotation, cellular component: external side of plasma membrane. The coding region runs from base 77 to 868 and encodes 263 amino acids. The record is from RefSeq and is a predicted model, not a curated record. Lineage: Eukaryota; Metazoa; Chordata; Mammalia; Rodentia; Muridae.